Botrytis cinerea B05.10 is the source of this 1350-nucleotide messenger RNA. RefSeq lists its product as hypothetical. The transcript has a single exon. Lineage: Eukaryota; Fungi; Ascomycota; Leotiomycetes; Helotiales; Sclerotiniaceae. Bases 671 to 1099 code for a protein of 142 amino acids. The record is from RefSeq and is a predicted model, not a curated record. Gene Ontology annotation, cellular component: membrane.
GGGAGGGGAGUGUAUGAUGCAUAUGCAGAGUCUUGAAUCAAUAUCCAUCUUGGCGCAUGAGCAAUUGGCAAUUGGUUUCGUGGCACUACUCAUGUUUGGUUUAGAAAUCACUUGCUAGAGGCUCGUAUUAAUAUGGCUCUCUCCCUCUGUCUUUCACACUCGGGUAGAUGUACUUUGUACAAUACAACACAAUACAAUACAAUCAGAUAAGAUCGGGAUCAGGGUAAGCGGAUGGACGGUGGAGCAUCCAAGCACACAAAACAUCAAAAGAAGGUUUGCAGGAACGACGCACCGAAAUUACUCCACGGGAAACCGACGAGUAGACGUCGAACAACGUUUCAACGUUUCUGUCUAAGAGAGCAGGGGAGAGGGGAGAGGGGAUGUAUGGGCUGAUGCUGCAUUGGCGGAUAAGAAUUUAAAGUUGCUGCACAGGGUAUCACUUGUGAACUUCUGGGGUAUGAAGGAUCUUCAUAAGUAUCUACUGCCCCAAGAUUUUGAUGUCAUUCUUUCAUUGAUUCGAGAUUCUUACAUGAUAUUCCAACCGUUCAUUUUGACUUGUCGUCUUCAACGUCACCAGAAUCAUCACACCUCCCAUCCCACAACAACCACAUCUCCAUUAAAACCCCAUACCCCAUAACCCAACCACCCAACCCCAACCUCAACCUCAACCAUGGUCUCCCCCAUCCCCACCCUCCUAACCACGCAAUUCCUCCUCUCGCACCUCCUGCAAUCCGCGCGUCUUCCACGGCGCAUCCUCCACAAAACCUCCAACGUAGCCCCCCGCCAAGACCUCGCCAACUACCCGCCUAAAGAUCUCUCCCCCUCCACCAUCGCCAUGUUACUCCGCUGGGAAGCCGCCCAGCAAAACGCACUAGACAAUUACCCCAUCUUUGCUGCCGCCGUCCUCUUUGCGUCUUUCAGAGGCGUCUCCGAAGACACGAUUGCGAGCCUGGGUUGGUCCUAUGUGGGUGUGCGAUUGGCGUAUUGGGUUGCGUAUGUGGGGGUCGAGAGUGUGAAGUGGAGUUUUUUGAGAAGUGCCGCUUGGUGGGUGGGAAAUGGACUUUGUUUUUGGUUGUUGAGGGAAGGGGGUAGGGCUUGAGUUUUGAGAGAGAGAGAGAGAGAGAGAGACAGAUUUGGAGGGGCGGAAAGGAUAUUCGGAUUCGAGCUGGGUGGGUGGAAUGGAAAACGAUCAAAGCUGUGAAGAUGAGGGACAGUGCUUCGUAGAGAUACGGAAAAAUGCUUAUAGCAUAUACCUGUCCAUCUUUUGUACAUCGCUUCAUAUUUUACCAGUCUCGAAAUUUUGGGCACUUUCUGUCAUGUCCUGAAAUAUUGAAUGUUCAGGGAUUUACA